CCCAUCCAGCUGUCCCAUGGCAACGACUUUGACCGACGAGUACGCAACCUUUCUCGCUCUGCACGAGGCGCAACUGCGAGCCAUUGCCGUGCCCGAGCACUUGUGGCCAUCUCUGCAUCACAAGCUCAGCCAAGAGGAGUUCGAUGCAGGUGACUACUUCCAUCUGGCCAAAGACGAAGACGACGACUUGCAUGCUGUGGUGUUGCGGGAAAUCGAUCCGAACGACUCGAACGCGAUUUUCCUCGUCGACCACGCGUGGACAUUCACCACCGACAACAACAAGCCCCGCGAGAUGCUCACGACUGUUCCGUCGCUCAUCGGGCGCAUGGAAAACCUCAUGCGCAUCGACGUUCCCGAAGGCGCCGAUACCAACGCCCGUGUGAAUACCGUGCUCGACACGAUGUGGAAGUUCGUCAACUCGUAUCGUUUGGGCCACCUUAAGCCUGAGGAAGCGGGAACCAUUUGGUACGUCAUGGACGAAUUCGGGUCGGCCAUCGAGCACAGCGACGAACCCAACUUUAACAUGGCGCCGUUCUACUACGUCUCUGCUCAAUGCGCGUUCUCGCUACUUUGGCCAAAGGAAGCCAUCGAAGCCGACGACUUUGCCACGUUGAAUUACGUGCCCGCUCGAGACGAAGACACUCGCACGGCGUUGUGUGCGGCGCUAUUUUACCCGAAAGGCGAAGGAUAUGCAAGCGAGCUUGGCGCCAUUUGCUCCCGCCGCACCGCUGCGGCGGCUCACCACCACAACGAAACGCAAUUCAGUCGCGACAGCGAAUCGGUGCCGCCGACCAUGGACACUCUGCCGACAUCGGACGCGUUGCCGACGCCGAUUAAAAUCUGGACAGAUUUGAAGCUCAUGUACGAACACUUGACGGACCGUCGCUUUGAGUUUACCGACGUCGAAGCGGACGCCAACGUUGUGUGGCCGACGCGCCACAUCAAGGACUACGUUGCGCUGUACGAGAACCCGAACGUUCGAGUGUUCAACCAAUUCCCCAACGAAAAGGUCUUGACGUGCAAGGAUUUGCUGUACGAAACCUGUCGUCGUGCCAACAACAACCAACAGCCACCGUACAUGGCGCUAACGUUCAACAUGGAGACGGAGUUUCCCGAGUUGAUGCAAGAGUUUACCCGCCGCGACCAAGCGGGCCUGGACAACGUUUGGAUCUGCAAGCCAUGGAACCUCGCGCGGUCGCUCGACACGGAAAUUGCGACAACGGCGGCGCAGCUGGCCAAGCUCGCGCAAACGGGACCCAAAGUGGCGUGCAAGUACAUCACAAAGCCGUUUUUGAUCAAGCAGCGCAAGUUUGACUUUCGAUUCUUGGUUAUGCUGGUGGACACGGACCCUCUCCAGCUGUACGUGAGCGGCGUGUACUGGCUCCGCAUUGCGAACAAGCCGUUCAAGAUGGACCGAUUCGAUGACUUUGAGACGCACUUUACCGUGAUGAACUACACGGACUACGGCGUCGAGAUCAUCAGCGUCGAUGAGUUUGAGGCCCAGUUCAAAGCCGAGUACCCCACGGAAGACUGGGAGGCGGUGAAGGCGGACAUUUUCAAGUCGAUUCGGGCCAUGUUUGCAGCCGCGACGGCCAACCCGCCGCCCCUUGGUAGCAUGACCCCGUUUCUGUUGGCGUGAUGGGGCUCUGCAUGCUUCUCUAGGCCUGGGCAAGUCGAAAAAGUCGCGUGCGUUGUACGGCGUCGACGUGAUGUUGGAGUGGACCGACGACAACAAGAUUCACCCCGUGAUCCUCGAGACGAACUUUCACCCCGACUGCACGCGCGCGUGCAAGUACUUUAAGGACUUUUACAACGACUUGCUCAACGUGGUUGUGCUCAACAACACGGACGCAGUCGUCCACGGCGUCACCAAGCUGUGAUUUCAGUGGACUGGAUGAAUGCAGCGUCGACCAAAGCACACGUCGAGUGGCUUCGUUUGCACAUUAACGUUGUGAUGUGUCGAAAACAUUCCUUGCCUUAUUCCUCGUCCAUUUUUCUUAAGCGCAACAGCGAUCAGCGUGGGACUGCUGCAACGGCGCACUAAAGAUGUUGUAUCAUGGACGUGCAUGGAUAGCAUCCCAAGGUCCAAAAUGGAUCUUGCACACUGU
This is a messenger RNA of Aphanomyces invadans, 2108 nucleotides long. RefSeq lists its product as hypothetical. Bases 17 to 1639 code for a protein of 540 amino acids. The transcript has 8 exons. The record is from RefSeq and is a predicted model, not a curated record. Lineage: Eukaryota; Oomycota; Saprolegniomycetes; Saprolegniales; Verrucalvaceae. Gene Ontology annotation, biological process: protein modification process.